GGGUCUGGUGAUUGCCAUGGUGGUCAGCUUGAUCUUCAUCGUCCUGCUGCGGUUCCUGGCGGGCAUCAUGGUCUGGGUCAUGAUCGUUUUGGUUAUCCUUGUCAUCGGCUACGGUAUUUUCCACUGCUACAUGGAGUACGCCGCCCUGAAAGGAGAACCUGGCGCUGAUGUCACCAUCAAAGAUCUGGGCCUGCAGACGGACUUCUCUGUGUACCUGCAGAUCAGACAGACCUGGCUGGCCUUCAGCUCCUCAUUGUGGGAAUUGUGGGAAUUUUCUCUUUCUUCUUCUUCUCCGGGAGAAUCAAAGCUGCGGAGAACGCUGCACCAGCUCUCAACUAUUACUGGGUACCAAGUCUGACGGUGGUAGUGGGCUCCUACCUGAUUGCCCACGGCUUCUUCAGCGUGUACGCCAUGUGCGUGGACACCCUGUUCCUGUGUUUCUGCGAGGACUUGGAAAGGAACGAUGGCUCAUCCGAGAGGCCUUACUUCAUGUCUCCCGAGCUGCACGAGAUCCUGUCCAAAUCAGCCAAAGUGGAGGACAUAUGCGACGGCGCCGAGGCGGCGGACGCUUCGAAACAGGAGGGUGAGGUGAGGUUGGAGGAGGAAACGCCUCUUCAGCAGAAGGACGGAGAGGUCCAGCUGAAACAGGAGACUGUGCUCAAGCAGGACAAUGAGGAGAAACAGCCACUACAGUCCAAGACGGAUGAGGAAGAGCCGAACGAGGAGAGGAACGAGGAGCAGAAAGUCAGUCAGGGAGACGAGACGGAGAAGAAGGAAGAGUCAGACAUGAACGAGGUGUCAGGGAAGCAGAAAACUGAAGAAAAAGUAGAGGAUGUAUCAGCUGCAGCCGGGGAGGCUGAGAAAGAGAAGACAGAGGAAAAGAAAGAAGAAAAACUAGAGUCUAAGGAUGAGGACGUCCCAUCCGCACCACAGGAGUAGAUGCUGGAAAACGAGUGAGGCCUGGUGAACCUCACGAAGCGUUUAAAGAAUGAAAGAUGUGUACUUACAGCUUUGUGAUAUGGACCUAUUAAAUGUCAAGCAUCAAGCUUAAAUUUCA
This is a messenger RNA of Austrofundulus limnaeus, 1057 nucleotides long. Its product is annotated as choline transporter-like protein 2. The record is from RefSeq and is a predicted model, not a curated record. Gene Ontology annotation, molecular function: transmembrane transporter activity. Gene Ontology annotation, biological process: transmembrane transport. Lineage: Eukaryota; Metazoa; Chordata; Actinopteri; Cyprinodontiformes; Rivulidae. Gene Ontology annotation, cellular component: membrane.